Messenger RNA from Branchiostoma belcheri (Belcher's lancelet), 801 nucleotides. Its product is annotated as UPF0562 protein C7orf55 homolog. The transcript is spliced from 3 exons. The record is from RefSeq and is a predicted model, not a curated record. Gene Ontology annotation, cellular component: mitochondrion. NCBI's taxonomy places the organism in Eukaryota, Metazoa, Chordata, Leptocardii, Amphioxiformes, Branchiostomatidae. Bases 20 to 361 code for a protein of 113 amino acids.
UUUCAGUAUCCCCCUAACAAUGUUAGUUCCAUCCAACAUGGCGACGUCCAUGGAAAGGUUGCGGGUUCUCCGUGGGCUGAUACGGGAAUUGCGGCACGUACACAAGAAGGGUCCAGUGAAGGAAACCAUAGCCUAUAACUACCUGAUGGAACAGUACCGCAAACACCAGGUCACCGACCAGAGGAUCUGCCGGGCGCACCAGGAACUACAGCGUAAUGCCGAGACUUACCUGUGUCUUCUUAAGAGUACCAGGUUACAACAGGCCCUCCAUGCUGAGUACUAUGGGAAAGGAGAGAAGACAACAGAAGAGACGGCGAAGAUGCUCGGCUUUGAUCUUCCUCAGAACCCACCUGACAAAUAAACACACCUGCACUAGUCUGUAAAUAUGGAGUCAGGACUCAGGACAUUACAUCAUGUGCUUUGGAACUAUUACUGGCAUGUUGCUAAGAUGGAGUCUAAAUCUCAUCUUGCCACAGUGGUCUGUUGUACUAUAAUUUAUAGUAUAAAGAAUAUCUUACAGUUACAUAUAGCUACAUGUAAGUUACAAGAACUAAAGACAAGAAAGAUGAAUGAAACUCAUCCAAUGCCAUGGUUUUCAGAUCCCAAUCUGUACAAGCAUAACUUAACGUUUUGUUUGUCUGUCGCUGAUGUUGUAACUAUUCUGUAAAUCGUUUAUCGUUUCCAAAUGAACCAGUAAUAGUUCAAUUAUUAUUGAAGUUAUGCAACAGCUUUAUAUGUUUUGCAUAUGGAUUGUUAUCGUAAGCAUGGACUUUGGAAAGAAACAGAAGUACCAUCCUUUUU